Molecule: messenger RNA, 1843 nt
Organism: Psammomys obesus (fat sand rat)
Lineage: Eukaryota; Metazoa; Chordata; Mammalia; Rodentia; Muridae
Gene: Rtkn2
Product: rhotekin 2
Exons: 12
Coding region: 1-1806 (601 amino acids)
Biological process (GO): signal transduction; positive regulation of cell population proliferation; hemopoiesis
Source: RefSeq, a predicted model, not a curated record
AUGGAGGGGCAGAUGCUGAGGGUCCUCCCCGCGCAGCAGGACUGCAGCAUCCGGGAGAAAAUAGACCUAGAAAUCCGAAUGCGGGAAGGAAUAUGGAAGCUGCUCUCCCUGAGUACAAAAAAAGACCAGGUUUUACACGCCGUUAAGAACCUCAUGGUGUGCAAUGCUCGGAUACAGGCAUACACGGCAGAGCUGCAGAAGCUGGAAAAUCAGAUUGGGGAUCAAACCGGAAGACGUGAUGUGAGUUUUGAAAGUAAAGAAGGAAAAUCCUGCAAAGGGAAGAUCGCCCUGUCAGAUAUUCGAAUACCACUGAUGUGGAAAGACUCCGAUCACUUCAGUAAUAAAGAAUGCACACAGCGCUACGCCAUCUUUUGUUUAUUCAGGAUGGGAGCUGAAGUGUUUGAUACUGACAUGGAGAUCGUGGAUCAGACAAUCACAGAUAUAUGUUUUGAAAAUGUCACUAUAUUCCACGACGCCGGACCAGACUUCCAGAUAAAGAUAGAAGUGUACAGCUGCAGCGCGGAGGAAUCAUCGUCGUCCAUAACCAACACGCCGAAAAAGCUGGCCAAGAAGCUGAAGACGUCCAUCAGUAAAGCUGCAGGAAGGAAAAUAAGCUCAGCGCUCCAGGAAGAGAACGGGGAGGCGUGCUUGCUUGCCAGCUCUGUUGCGGGUGUGAAGUACCAUUUGCUAGCUCACACCACCCUGACCUUGGACAGUGCCGGGGACUGCUUCAAGACCCACAAUCUGUCUGUUAACGGAGAUGACGAGUGUUCCUUCUGGCUCCCCUUGUUUGGCAAUGUGUGCUGCCGGCUGGUGGCCCAGCCAGCUUGCAUGGCCGAAGAUGCGUUUGCAGGAUUCCUGACUGAGCAGCAAACAGGAAAAGGUCUGGUUGGCUGGAGAAGGCUCUACUGUGCUCUGAGAGGGGGCAAACUCCGCUGUUUUUAUGGUCCCGAAGAAAUUGAAGCAAAAGUGGAACCGACUCUGGUGGUUCCCAUUGACAAGGAAACCAGAAUUCAGGCUAUGGAAAAGGAUUCGAAGAAAAUGCACCGUUUCUCUGUCAUCAACACAGCAGCUGGGGGAGCUGUGACUCACACCUUUGUGACUGACAGCCCGGGAGACUUUCAAGAGUGGAUGGGCGCCUUCCGGCAGCAUUUCUCUGAUCUUAGCCAAUGGAAGCAUUGUUGUGAAGAACUUAUGAAAAUUGAGAUUAUGUCACCACGGAAACCACCUUUGUUCCUGGCAAAGGAGGCGACCUCCGUGUACCGCGAUAUGAGUAUUGAUUCACCUGUGAAACUUGAAAGCUUAACUGACAUAAUACAAAAAAAAAUUGGAGAGACCAACGGACAGUUCCUCAUUGGUCAGGAUGAAAGAGCCUCACCACCCCCAUGGGCCGCAGUUUUUGAUGGCAACCAUGAAAUGGUCAUCCAGAAGAAAGUGUUGUCCCCCACAGGCAACCCGGCGCCUGAUGGGAAAAGGAAAAAGCGGCGAGCUCCGCUUCCUCCUCCUGGUCAGCCCCCCUUCAGCCUAAGGACACAGAGUGGCACAGACCAGGCCAGGGAUGGCGGGGCACAGGCCAGUGUCCCUGGAGCCUUGCCUUCGGAUCCCAGAUUGUCACCGUCCAUGCACCGCUUGCAGAAACCAGUGGCUGCCCCUCGCAAACUUCUCCCUGCCAGGAAAAACAGCUCAGCUGAUGGAGAACACACAGACACCAAAACCAGUUUAGACGCGAAGCCGGUGCCAGCUCCAAGGCAGAAAUCCAUCAGAGACAUGCUGGACCCUCGGUCGUGGCUCCAAACUCAAGUAUAGGAGGCUUGUACUGUGUAAAUCGAGCUGUGAGGCUUGG